Hyaena hyaena (striped hyena) is the source of this 3876-nucleotide messenger RNA. It is a transcript of the gene SLC12A2, whose product is annotated as solute carrier family 12 member 2. Lineage: Eukaryota; Metazoa; Chordata; Mammalia; Carnivora; Hyaenidae. The coding region runs from base 1 to 3612 and encodes 1203 amino acids. The record is from RefSeq and is a predicted model, not a curated record. Gene Ontology annotation, biological process: potassium ion import across plasma membrane; sodium ion homeostasis; chloride transmembrane transport. Gene Ontology annotation, molecular function: sodium:potassium:chloride symporter activity; ammonium channel activity. The transcript has 27 exons. Gene Ontology annotation, cellular component: membrane.
AUGGAACCGGGGCCCACGGCGCCCUCCUCCGGCGCGCCGAGGCUUCCCGGGGUCGGGGAGACGCCGCCAGCUGCCGCGCUGGCCGCCUCCGGGGUGGACCUGCCCGGCACGGCCGUGCCCUCAGCGUCUGAGGAUGCUGCGGCCGCGAGCCGGGGCGGCGGCGGGGUCCGCGGGGAGGGCGCCGCGGCGGCCGGGGAUGGACUGGGCAGACCCCUGGGGCCCACCCCGAGUCAGAGCCGCUUCCAGGUGGACCCGGUUUCAGAGAACGCCGGGCGGGCUGCGGCGGCCGCGGCAGCUGGUGCCGGGGCUGGGGGCAAGGAGAUCCCAGCGGACGGGAAAGCUAGCGGCGAAAGCGGGCCAGGCAAAGGCAGCGAGGAAGCCAAGGGCCGCUUCCGCGUAAACUUCGUGGACCCGGCUGCCUCCUCAUCGGCCGACGAGAGCCUGUCGGAUGCGGCGGGGGUCGGAAGCGACGGGCCCAACGUGAGCUUCCAGAACGGCGGGGACACGGUGCUGAGCGAGGGCAGCAGCUUGCACUCGGGCGGCGGCGGCAGUGGACACCACCAGCAUUACUACUAUGACACCCACACCAACACUUACUACCUGCGCACCUUCGGCCACAACACCAUGGACGCCGUGCCCAGGAUCGAUCACUACCGGCACACCGCAGCGCAGCUGGGCGAGAAGCUACUCCGGCCCAGCUUGGCUGAGCUCCAUGAUGAGCUUGAAAAGGAACCUUUCGAGGAUGGCUUUGCCAACGGGGAAGAAAGUACUCCCACCAGAGAUGCUGUGGUCACAUAUGCUGCAGAAAGUAAAGGAGUUGUGAAGUUUGGCUGGAUCAAGGGUGUAUUAGUACGUUGUAUGUUAAAUAUUUGGGGUGUGAUGCUCUUCAUAAGAUUGUCGUGGAUUGUGGGUCAAGCUGGAAUAGGUCUGUCGGUUGUUGUAAUUAUAAUGGCCACUGUUGUGACAACUAUCACAGGAUUGUCAACGUCAGCAAUAGCUACUAAUGGAUUUGUACGAGGAGGAGGAGCAUAUUAUUUAAUAUCUAGAAGUCUAGGGCCAGAAUUUGGUGGUGCUAUUGGCCUGAUCUUCGCUUUUGCCAAUGCUGUUGCAGUUGCUAUGUACGUGGUUGGAUUUGCAGAAACUGUGGUGGAGCUUCUUAAGGAACAUUCCAUACUUAUGAUAGAUGAAAUCAAUGAUAUCCGAAUUAUUGGAGCCAUUACAGUGGUAAUCCUUCUAGGUAUCUCGGUAGCUGGAAUGGAGUGGGAAGCAAAAGCUCAGAUUGUUCUUUUGGUGAUUCUACUACUUGCUAUUGCUGAUUUCGUCAUAGGAACAUUCAUCCCGUUGGACAGCAAGAAGCCCAAAGGUUUCUUUGGUUAUAAGUCUGAAAUAUUUAAUGAGAACUUUGGACCGGAUUUUCGGGAGGAAGAGACUUUCUUUUCUGUAUUUGCCAUCUUUUUUCCUGCCGCAACUGGGAUUCUUGCUGGAGCAAAUAUCUCAGGUGAUCUUGCGGAUCCCCAGUCAGCCAUACCCAAAGGAACACUCUUAGCCAUUUUAAUAACUACCGUGGUUUACAUAGGAAUUGCAGUAUCUGUAGGUUCUUGUGUUGUUCGAGAUGCCACGGGGAACGUAAAUGACACCAUUAUAACAGAGCUAACAAACUGUACUUCUGCAGCCUGUAAAUUAAACUUCGACUUUUCAUCCUGUGAAACUAGCCCUUGUUCCUAUGGCCUAAUGAACAAUUUCCAGGUAAUGAGCAUGGUGUCAGGAUUUGCACCAUUAAUUUCUGCAGGUAUCUUUUCAGCCACUCUUUCUUCUGCAUUAGCAUCCCUUGUGAGUGCUCCCAAAAUAUUUCAGGCUCUAUGUAAGGACAACAUCUACCCAGCUUUCCAGAUGUUUGCUAAAGGUUAUGGGAAAAAUAAUGAACCUCUUCGUGGCUACAUCUUAACAUUCUUAAUUGCCCUUGGAUUCAUCUUAAUUGCUGAACUGAAUGUUAUUGCUCCGAUUAUCUCUAACUUCUUCCUUGCAUCCUAUGCUUUGAUCAAUUUUUCAGUGUUCCAUGCAUCACUUGCGAAGUCUCCAGGAUGGCGUCCUGCCUUCAAAUACUACAACAUGUGGAUAUCACUGAUUGGAGCAAUUCUUUGCUGCAUAGUGAUGUUUGUCAUUAACUGGUGGGCUGCAUUGUUAACAUACGUCAUAGUCCUUGGGCUGUAUAUUUAUGUGACCUACAAAAAACCAGACGUGAACUGGGGAUCCUCUACACAAGCUUUGACGUACCUAAAUGCUCUGCAGCAUUCAAUUCGUCUUUCAGGAGUGGAAGACCAUGUGAAAAACUUCAGGCCACAGUGUCUUGUUAUGACAGGUGCUCCAAACUCGCGCCCAGCUUUACUUCAUCUUGUUCAUGAUUUCACAAAAAAUGUUGGGUUGAUGAUCUGUAGUCAUGUACAUAUGGGCCCUCGAAGACAAGCCAUGAAAGAGAUGUCCAUUGAUCAAGCCAAAUAUCAGCGGUGGCUUAUCAAAAACAAAAUGAAGGCUUUUUAUGCUCCAGUACAUGCAGAUGACUUGAGAGAAGGUGCACAGUAUUUGAUGCAGGCUGCUGGUCUUGGGCGUAUGAAACCAAACACACUUGUCCUUGGAUUUAAGAAAAAUUGGUUGCAAGCAGAUAUGAGAGAUGUGGAUAUGUACAUAAACAUAUUUCACGACGCCUUUGACAUACAAUAUGGAGUAGUGGUUAUCCGCCUAAAAGAGGGUCUGGAUAUAUCUCAUCUUCAAGGACAAGAAGAAUUAUUGUCGUCACAAGAGAAAUCUCCCGGUGUCAAGGAUGUGGUACUAAGUAUGGAGUACAGUAAAAAAUCGGAUUUAGAUACUUCCAAGCCAUCUGAUGAGAAAAGUGUUAGACACAAAGAUGAGGAAGAGGAUGGCAAGACUCCAACUCAACCACUGUUGAAAAAAGAAUCCAAAGGCCCUGCUGUGCCCUUAAAUAUAGCUGACCAGAAGCUUCUUGAAGCUAGUACACAGUUUAAGAAAAAACAGGGAAAGAAUACUAUUGAUGUCUGGUGGCUUUUUGAUGAUGGAGGCUUGACCUUAUUGAUACCUUACCUUCUGACUACCAAGAAAAAGUGGAAAGACUGUAAGAUCAGAGUAUUCAUUGGUGGGAAAAUAAACCGAAUAGACCAUGACCGGAGAGCGAUGGCUACUUUGCUUAGUAAGUUCCGGAUAGACUUCUCCGAUAUCAUGGUCUUAGGAGAUAUUAAUACUAAACCAAAGAAAGAAAAUAUUGUAGUAUUUGAUGAAAUGAUUGAGCCGUAUAGACUUCACGAAGAUGACAAAGAACAAGAUAUUGCUGACAAAAUGAAAGAAGAUGAACCAUGGCGAAUAACAGAUAAUGAGCUUGAACUUUAUAAGACCAAGACUUAUCGGCAGAUCAGGUUAAAUGAAUUAUUAAAGGAACAUUCAAGUACAGCUAAUAUCAUUGUCAUGAGUCUCCCAGUUGCGAGGAAAGGUGCUGUGUCAAGUGCUCUCUAUAUGGCCUGGUUAGAAGCUCUAUCAAAGGACCUACCGCCAAUUCUCCUAGUCCGUGGGAAUCAUCAGAGUGUCCUUACCUUCUAUUCUUAAGUGUUCCAACACAGUGGACAGCCCUCCAGAUGGUACUUCAGUGCCCAAUGGAGUAACUGAAAUCUUCAGUGACACAUUAACAUCCCAAUGGCAAACUGUGACUUUUCUUUCACUAUUUCAUUAAUUUGAAAGCACACAGGGAAGUUGCUCCAUUGAUGUGUGUGUGGAGACUUCAGUUUUAGUCAAAUCUGUAUUUCAAUCUGAAUGAAUGAUGGUGAUUCCUUGUUGGACUGAAGCUCAUGAGAGUAAAGUUUUCCUUUGCUA